GGGGAGGGGAGGGGGGGCAACAAUUAAACUGUCAUUUCGAAAGGCCUCCGAUUUAAACCGCCCUGAAUCAGGUGACAGACGGCCGAUUCCGGGCUGGGCGAGGGGCCCGGAAAACGGGCGGGAGAUGGCGCAGGCGGCUGGAGCCCCUUGUGCCCCAGUCCCUGAGGAGCAACCGCCGCUCCCUCACUCCACCUCGACUUCCUCGAGCGGUGACAGCGGCCACGUCUCGCAGAGUCAAAGCAGCGCCUCCGGCAUCGGCGACGAGCACGCGGCGCCGGGCUAUGCCUCGCGCGGAGAGUUUCUACUGGCCGCGGCGGCGGCUGACUACGCCUCUUACCUGCUCCCUUCGCCGCUCGAGAACGUCGCCUCAGCCGGGCAGAUCGGGACUUUGGACAAGAGCCUUGAAGAUUUAUUGAUCAGGGUAGACGAGUUUGUGGGAAUGCUGGACAUGAUUAGAAAUGAUUCUUCUCAAGUAAUUAAUGAAAGUGUGCCACAUAUUCAUGCAAAGGCAAUGGAAAUGAAGAAACUCUAUAGAAAGAUUGACAAACUAGAGGCUUUUGUAAAAAUGAUUGGUAAUAAUGUGGCUGGAAUGGAGGAACAGAUCAUAAAGGCAGAAUCAGACCUUGGAAAUUUUCCAAAUACAUUAAAAAAAUUGUUGUACACAAUCAACGUGCCAUCUUUUUUAAAUAAAUCAUCAUCGAGGCAGAAUCAACCACUUUAUGAGCCGCUUGAUCUCUUCAAGACUGAAGACUACUUUCCUUGUCUUGAUCAAGGACAGUGUAUGUGAUUUAACUGGAAGCGGUAACAUGUAAAGGAGUAUUAUCACUCAGAUUCAUGCUGGCCUUUAAGUUGUUGCUGCACUUUUUUCCGGAAAACUAUGGUGCCUUUCUUGUGUGUCCCAGUUUGUCUUCAAGCGUAUUUACUUUGGCUGGAUUUUUUGUAAAAAUAAUAUACUAGUAUUUUAAAGCACAAUCUAAUAUAAAGCCUUAAGUGGCAGCUAAUUUUAUCAAGAAAAGGUAGUAUGAUAUAAACUGUAAGCAAGUCUAACACUAUCCUCUUAGAUUAGACAGGGAAUAAAUGGGAGGGACUGGAUACACAGGAAAGUCUUCCAGCCAUUAUUUUCAGCCAGAAUAGUUCAGAAAAACUGACCUAUAUAAUUCUGUACUUCCUUCUCUCCUAGGAUAAGACUAGAGUAAGAAAGAUUUUACAAUCAGGUAUCAAACUGUGGUCCAUGUUUUUUUGGCUAAAUUCUUUUGAAGAUUAACAAAGUCUAUACGUGAAGAGAAAUAAGUGGGGAAAAUAAAUAUACUGCGUUUCCUGCUGUUAAUCUCUGUACCACAGGCAUAUUUUUGAAAUAGUACUCAGAAAUGCAAUAAGGAUCAAAAUAUGCAUUGAUGGUAAUUUGAUUCUGUUCAAUACAGCAAGAAGUCGUCCACUGGUUGAGCAUAGUAAAAGUAACUUUGUUCUUUGAAAUGCUGUAUAUUAAAGAAAAAUAGCAAUAUGUAGAUUGCUAAGUUGCAGAAGCAACUGUUUCAUAAAUUUUUUCAUGAAUAUCCUUUUAUAUAAAAUGUGAAAUGUUUGAUCACCAAAGCCCUUAUAUGUUAACUUGUAAUUAUGCAUUUAAUUUUUUAGAUUAAAAUGCCGUUU
Molecule: messenger RNA, 1647 nt
Organism: Notechis scutatus (mainland tiger snake)
Lineage: Eukaryota; Metazoa; Chordata; Lepidosauria; Squamata; Elapidae
Gene: BLOC1S4
Product: biogenesis of lysosomal organelles complex 1 subunit 4
Cellular component (GO): BLOC-1 complex
Source: RefSeq, a predicted model, not a curated record